UCAGUGGAGGUCUAAAUCUUUUAUUUGUUUGGUAAGUGUGGGUCAAAUAUUUACAACUGAUGUCACUCGUUUAUUCACUGAAAUAUAACACGGAACUAGAAAACUGGUGGAGGGAGGGAGCGCUGGUGGAGGGAGGGGAGAGGAAGGGAGUGGAGGGUGCAGAGUGUCAGGAAGAGGAAGAGCGAGGGUGUUGCAGGGAAAGUACUGGUCUGUGCUGCGUGUGGGAAGUGACUUUAGUGGCGGCGUGAAGGCGAGGACACGAGUGAGGUGCUGGCAGGCUGACUGAGCUGACAUGUGGGGUCUCCCAGGGGACCAAGAUGGGUCCUCUAUGCUUCCUCCUCCUCAUUAACGACGCCCUCACCGACACCCCCCAUCGCUGGAAGUAUGUGGACGACUGCACCGUGGGCGUCCCAGAAUCCACCAAGAACCCGGACUACUCGCCACUGCAAGCAAUUCUGGAGCGACUGCAGACGUGGACGGAGGAGAGCAGGAUGACCAUCAACCACAGCAAAACUGUGGUGAUGCAUUUCUGUACCUCCUCUGUACCAGUGCCCCCUCCCCGGCUCACAGUGGGCCCUCACCCCCUCCAGGUGGUCCAAUGUGCCAAGCUUCUCGGAGUCACGGUGGACGACCAGCUGACCUGGAAGCAGCAUGUCGCCAGCACCGUGAGAUCAGCUACCUACAGGCUGUACAUGCUGCGCAGACUCAGGUCGCUGGGGACGCCGACAGAUGAGUUAAGGGGGGUGUACCCUAUCUUCAUCCUCCCCAAACUCAUGUACGCCUCCCCAGCGUGGUCCUCCUCCCUCACACACACUCAACAGCUACAGCUAGAGAGUGUGCAGAAAAGGGCGUGCAGGGUCAUCCUUGGCCCUGCAUACACCACCUAUGAAGAAGCCCUGACCACCCUGAGACUGUCCAGACUAUCCACCAGGCACCGAGAGGCUCUGGAGAAGUUUGGAAGGGGACUACUGCAUCACCCACGUCUCAGAAACAUGCUGCCGCCUGACGCGCCUCCCCCGACCCGUGCCACCAGACACCACAAUAAGAUAACGCCCCUAAAGGCGCCGCGCACGGAUCGGUACAGACUCAGUGCGAUUCCCACCAUGGUGCGAGCCAUCAAUCAAUAGUCUCUUCUAGA
This is a messenger RNA of Scylla paramamosain (green mud crab), 1138 nucleotides long. RefSeq lists its product as uncharacterized. The transcript is spliced from 2 exons. Bases 318 to 1127 code for a protein of 269 amino acids. NCBI's taxonomy places the organism in Eukaryota, Metazoa, Arthropoda, Malacostraca, Decapoda, Portunidae. The record is from RefSeq and is a predicted model, not a curated record.